AUGUAUCAAAUUUCUCUAAAGGCGACGAAGAGCGCUGCAGAACCCACCUCUUCAACCGACGCAUCUCACGACGACCGUCAAGUAGAGCGCGAUUCAUACGACACCGCGAUGCUGCGCUUCAUCAGCGACAUGGAACUGUCCUCAAUGUACGCGGAGAAGACGUCACCAUACCCCAUUCUCAUGCCGAGAAGCUUCCUUGAGGACCUGAAGAAUUUCCAAGAUCUGCUAUUUGUUGCUGUAUCAAACAUCCUGGAUCGAUGGUGGGAGGACAGGGAAGCCGACUUUCCCCGUCGCAUGCCAUUGGAACCUCACGAGGAGAGCGUAUUGAAGCAUUACAAUGAGCGCCCGCUACACUGGAGGCCGGACAUGCUCCUCCCAGCAGCCGGCGAUCCAAACACCAACCUACCUUUCAAAAUUUGCGAGAUCAACGCUCGUUCCCCCUUCAACUCAAUGAUUAAGAGCAUCUGUAUGUUUCAGGCAGCGGCCGCAAGCAAAACAGCCCUCCCCGACGGGUUAGAACUCGCUUCGACUGCGGAUAGCCUGGUGGAUAGUCUGGUCUCGCUGUUCAAUCCGGACCUCCCUCUUCAUGUUAUUUGGCAUGAGGGUAUCACUGACCCCAUCGAUGCGUUCAGUUCCUUCUACAAAAAGCGAACAGGCAAGAUACCGCGAGUAAUUCGCGCGACAGACCUGCGUCUCGCGCCGGAUUCCUCAUCCCCGACGGGUCGGAUUCUGUGCUGCGUUGCCUCCGCCGCGUCCGCAGACCAUUCUAACGGCCAGGCAAUUGUAUCCGAGACAGGCGAACCCCUGGAACGUAUCUACCAGGUCGGACUCCAGAUGUCCCAUCGGGAUUACAGUGAGCUCUCUUCGGAAGUGCUGCAGCAGCUCGCCGUGGACGGAAUCUGCGACCUACGCAACAUCUUCCUGGUCAGCGAUAAACGCAUGCUCGGCGUAAUCUGGCAAGAGCUGGACUCUCUCGUGCACAAGCACCACGUCCUCACGGCUGAGCAGGCCGAGAUCCUCCGACAGGGCAUCGUACAUACCAUUUUGCCCGGCUCCGAGGAUAUGGAACGCCUCUUGCGGCAGACUCGCGAGGGCUCCGUAUCCAAGGAUAGCUAUCUUCUCAAACCUGCCCGUGGACACCGGGGAAUGGGAAUAUUGCUUGGGAAAGACUUGGGGCAGGAGGAGUUUGAGGGUCUCCUCGAGGAGCUGGCGGACCCGUUACUGCCUGCUGACAGGAGAUAUGUUGUGCAGCCUUUUAUUGAGCAGGCACUAUUCGGUUUGAGGCUGUAUGAUGAUAGCGAGCCGCAACAAUGCCAGAUGACGGGGACAUAUCAUGCCAUUGGUGGGUGCUUUGCUGGGUUGGGCGUCUGGAGAGCUGAUAGCGAGAGAAUUUGCUCUCGAUUCCACGGUGCCUUUAGUAUUCCAGCGAUUGUUCCCCGUUAG
Molecule: messenger RNA, 1443 nt
Organism: Aspergillus thermomutatus
Lineage: Eukaryota; Fungi; Ascomycota; Eurotiomycetes; Eurotiales; Aspergillaceae
Exons: 2
Coding region: 1-1443 (480 amino acids)
Source: RefSeq, a predicted model, not a curated record